This is a messenger RNA of Gossypium arboreum, 1951 nucleotides long. RefSeq names its product putative disease resistance protein At3g15700. The record is from RefSeq and is a predicted model, not a curated record. Gene Ontology annotation, molecular function: ATP hydrolysis activity; ADP binding. NCBI's taxonomy places the organism in Eukaryota, Viridiplantae, Streptophyta, Magnoliopsida, Malvales, Malvaceae. The coding region runs from base 540 to 1910 and encodes 456 amino acids. The transcript is spliced from 3 exons.
GUUUUGAAAGGGAAGUCAGUGUUAAGAGUAUUUUAACAAAAUAAAACAUGUCCUAAGAAAUAAAUUUUUAAAACACUUAAAUUAAUUUUUGUACCAUCAAUCAAAUUGCAACUAAUUUUUGUACAACGUUUUGAAGUUCAACCUUAAUAUUUAUAAUCAAUCUUUUGAGUUUUUGUAAAACAUUUGAAAGUUAAACCAACGACUUCCCAUUCUUCUUUCUUCAUCCAAUUUGUUUUUUUGCUUUUCAAUUUCUCAAAUCUGUGUUUCUCAUCAUUUCCACUCUUUGUUUUAAGUCUUCACAUUCUCUUGUGUUCUGUCUGUCAAUUAAGGAAAAAGAAAAAAAAAAAUAACCCUGCAAACUUUCUGGUAUUCACAGAUAGAAAGAGAGAGGUAAGUUCAAGAGUAACUUCCACUUCGCAAAAGAAACAGCGCAGAAGAUAGUUCAGUGAAGAUAGAAAGAGAGAGGUAAGUUCAAGAGUAACUUCCACUUCGCAAAAGAAACAGCGCAGAAGAUAGUUCAGUGAAGACUAUCAACAAAAAUGGCCGAAUCUGUUGCCUCUGCUGCUGUCGAAGAUGCCACAAAGCAGGCAAUGAAAUGCGUAUCACCCUAUCUCCGUUACUUUUUCUGUUAUGGAAAGAUUGUUCAAGAUUUCGGGAAUCGACAAUACGACCUUAAAUCGAGGAAACAGAGGGUGGACACUCGUGUCGAUGAGGCUAAACGGCAAAUUGAGGUCAUCUAUGAGGACGUUGAGGACUGGCUUAAAAGGGCUGAGAAAGAACUGGAUGAAGCCCAGUACUUGCAAGAUGAAAUAGAUCGCGUCAAGUGUUUCAAAUGGUGUCCUCAAUGGGGCUGGCGAUAUUGCUUAAGUAAGAAACUGGCAGAGAAGACUCCUAUUAUCUCUGACCUUUUACGGACUUCUAACUUUGCACAGGUGGGCCAUCGUCGUUCUCUUCAAGGAAUAGAGUUCAUCAAAUCCACGGAUUUCAUGGACUCUGAAUCUUCAAAAUCAGCUUUGAACCAGAUCUUGGAGGCUAUAAAAGCUGUCAACAUGAUCGGACUGUACGGAAUGCCAGGAGUUGGUAAGACAACUUUAGCCAAAGAAGUUGGGAAGCAUGCUCAAAAGCUCUUUGAUAAAGUUGUGAUUUUUACUAUGUCCCAAAAUCAGAACAUCAGAAAAAUUCAAGAUAAAGUUGCAGAGAUGUUUGGUUUAAAAUUUCGAACAAAUACCGAAGAAGGACGAGCAGAAGAGCUAUUCAGGAGUAUGCAACACGUGAACAAAAUCCUCGUAAUUGUCGACGACCUCUGGGAAGAAUUCAAAUUGGAGAGUAUCGGAAUUCCAUUCGGUGAUGACCACAAGGGUUGUAAAAUUCUUCUGACUACACGUCAACAGCAAGUCUGCUGUAAAAUGAGGUGUCAGGAGGAAAUUCAACUUGGCAUCUUAUCGAAAGACGAAGCAUGGGUUUUAUUUCGAGAUCAAGCGGGUUUAGAAGAUGACUCUUCCAAAGAGGUAGCCAAAGAGGUUGCUGGUGAAUGUAAGGGAUUGCCUCUUGCAAUUGUUACCGUGGCAAAAGCUCUGAAAGAUAGGAGUUUAGAUGAGUGGAGAGACGCAAAUCAGAGAUUCAAGGACUCAACGCAUUUGUAUGAUGAAGAAGUCCUCGGGGAUGUCCUCGAGCCUCUUAAGCUUAGCUACGAUUACUUGAAGAAAGGCAAUAACCAAAUGACGGGAAAUCACAUCCAAAUGUGUUUCUUAUUGUGUUCCCUUUUUCCUGAAGAUGAAGAAAUCCUUCUUGAGUUAUUGAUUAUUUGUGGAAUUGGACUGGGAUUGUUCCCUAAUGUUUACUCGAUUGAAGAUAAAAGGAAGAGAAUUGUUGAAGCACUAAAAAAACUCCAAAAAUCUGGCUUGUUAUAGGAAACUGAUGAUAAAGAAACGAUAAGAAUGCAUGAUGUGGU